This is a messenger RNA of Rhododendron vialii, 336 nucleotides long. RefSeq lists its product as uncharacterized. The transcript has a single exon. Bases 1 to 336 code for a protein of 111 amino acids. NCBI's taxonomy places the organism in Eukaryota, Viridiplantae, Streptophyta, Magnoliopsida, Ericales, Ericaceae. The record is from RefSeq and is a predicted model, not a curated record.
AUGGCUGGAUCUCCCAGACACAAGUCCACCAGUGAACCAGUGUCUUUAGAGGAUGCAGCCUCAUGGUACUGUGUUAUCUUUCUAGUAGGCCUCAUUUUGUUGGGGACGAUUAAAGGAAAUUCUCUCACUCAUGAUGCUGGUCCGCCAAUUGUUAGAUCAGGAAACCAGCUCUUGGACCGACCUCCCUGUGAUGAAAUAUAUGUUGUAGGAGAAGGCGAAACCGUCCAAACGAUCAGCGACAAGUGCGGCGACCCGUUCAUCGUCGAAAACAAUCCGCAUAUCCACGAUCCGGAUGAUGUUUUCCCCGGACUUGUCAUCAAGAUCACUCAAUCGUAG